AUGGCAAGUCCCGCAUCCGCGUCUGACACCGUCCCGCCGCGGCCGACGGCCACCUCUUCGCCGAGUGGAGCGUCGCCGUCAGUGUCGUCUCCGACUGCCAUCGUCGUCACCGACUCCAUCAAGAACACCGUGUAUGUGAAGGCAAGGAGUGUUUCCUGGGAAGGCAUUUCACCUCACUAUACCCGCAGCCGCAGAAAUAACUCAUAUGAAGAACUGAGGCUUUUGUGUGGUCAUUGGCCUCCUGAACUGCCAAGCUGUAAAUCUUCAGGUAUUUAG
Triticum turgidum subsp. durum (durum wheat) is the source of this 276-nucleotide messenger RNA. Lineage: Eukaryota; Viridiplantae; Streptophyta; Magnoliopsida; Poales; Poaceae. The record is from the annotation of a GenBank genome assembly.